AUGCAGUUGUCACAGGAUGGUGCUGUCACCAGGAUGCAGUUGUCACCAGGAUGCAGUUGUCACCAGGAUGCAGUUGUCACCAGAUGCAGUUGUCACCAGGAUGCAGUUGUCACCAGGAUCCAGUUGUCACCAGGAUGCAGUUGGGUCACCAGGAUGCAGUUGUCAGCAGGAUGCGGUGCCGCUCACCGUAAUGCAGUUGUCACCAGGAUGCAGUUGUCACCAGGAUGCAGUUGUCACCAGGAUCCAGUUGUCACCAGGAUCCAGUUGUCACCAGAUGCAGUUGUCACCAGGAUGCAGUUGUCACCAGAUGCAGCGCUGCUGUCACCAGGAUGCAGUUGUCACCAGGAUGAAGUUGUCACCAGGAUGCAGUUGUCACCAGGAUGCAGUUGUCACCAGGAUGCAGUUGUCAGCAGGAUGCAGUUGUCAGCAGGAUGCAGUUGUCAGCAGGAUGCAGUUGUCACCAGGAUGCAGUUGUCACCAGGAUGCAGUUGUCACCAGGAUGCAGUUGUCACCAGGAUGCAGUUGUCACCAGGAUGCAGUUGUCACCAGGAUCCAGUUGUCAGCAGGAUGCAGUUGUCAGCAGGAUGCAGUUGUCACCAGGAUGCAGUUGUCACCAGGAUCCAGUUGUCAGCAGGAUCCUUAUUGUUGUCAGCACGCAAUAGGCCGUUAAGAGCAAGUGUCUGUAAAUGCCAGAAUUAA
This is a messenger RNA of Homarus americanus (American lobster), 699 nucleotides long. RefSeq lists its product as uncharacterized. NCBI's taxonomy places the organism in Eukaryota, Metazoa, Arthropoda, Malacostraca, Decapoda, Nephropidae. The transcript has a single exon. The record is from RefSeq and is a predicted model, not a curated record. Bases 1 to 699 code for a protein of 232 amino acids.